Messenger RNA from Leptopilina heterotoma, 1543 nucleotides. RefSeq lists its product as uncharacterized. The record is from RefSeq and is a predicted model, not a curated record. Gene Ontology annotation, biological process: transcription elongation by RNA polymerase I; RNA polymerase I preinitiation complex assembly; nucleolar large rRNA transcription by RNA polymerase I. The transcript is spliced from 5 exons. Gene Ontology annotation, molecular function: DNA binding. Bases 149 to 1315 code for a protein of 388 amino acids. Gene Ontology annotation, cellular component: RNA polymerase I complex. NCBI's taxonomy places the organism in Eukaryota, Metazoa, Arthropoda, Insecta, Hymenoptera, Figitidae.
AUGUUUCCUCCAUCAAAUGCGUGUCCAGCAGCAGACCCAGACCCACGUGACGACGUUGGAAAACAUAACCCUCAAUUAUUAUUGAAUAUUAUUAUUCGAUUCUUUAAAGCCAUUGUUUAUUUUUGGUAAAGAAUUUGGCAAUAAUUUUAUGAUAAGAAGAAUGAAGACUGAUGCAGUAAUAACAGACGUAAUAGUUGUUUCAAAAGAUAAAAGUUGUCUACAACCUAUAAUUGUCAAUUUCCAAAAUGGACAAUUAAAAGAUGAUGAGACGAAUAAUAUGAAAUGUGGUUUAUUUUCUUCUAAUAAACAAUGCGGAAAAACUGUUCUGGCUUUAUCAAAUGGAAAAAUUGUGUACAAAGGUUAUAGGCCAGAUGUGGAUAAGGAACCAAUGUGUACAAUGUUAGCUAUUCGUGACAAAAUAACGGGCAAAAUUAAACUUAUUCAAGCUGAAAGAUGGAACGUUGCACCGGUUUUGAAUCGUAAUUUAAACAAUGACCAUUAUACAGACACUGAUAAAAUCGCAACUUUAAAUAAGCAGUUUGGUUCAAAGAAAGUUAAAAGGAAAACGGAAUUACAUGAAAAAAUGAAGAUUAGUGGGGAAUCAGUUAAAGAACUUUUGGAGAAAACUGUUUCAAAUGUGGAAAAAAUGGAUGAUGGUGGUGGUGGUUCUUUAGAUAUCCAAGAAGAAGCAAGCUCUAUUUUGCCCCCUUGUAACAGAGAAGCAAUUAAUGUAGCUGAUGUUUAUGACAUCAAUGAUAUUGCUCCAAUGGAAAUUUUAAAAACUUUAUUUCAAGUGAAAAUUGAAUCAGUGGAAACCGCUGCUGCUGCUGCAUUGGAUGGGAAAUCGAUAUUUUUUAAACAGACUUUGGAAUAUUUGAAAACACUUUCAAAUUUUAAUAAAAAACUAGCAGUCUUAUUGUAUAUCGAUGCUGUAACAACAUGGUUAAAACUUCCUAUUAAGGAUGCAAAAAAACGUGGCACUGAAAUAUGUUCUUUUUCAAGGAAAGUUAAUGACUUUGUCAUGGAAAAAUAUAGCGUAAAUAGUGUUAAUGGAAGAUUGCGACCAAAUAGUAUUAAAGAUAAAGGUAUUAUUCAUUGUAUGAUAUUGGCUCUUUUGAUAAAUGAUUAUUCAUUAGAUUUGGAAUUAUUUGCAACUGAAAUUGGAGGUCGUAUUAGUCUUAAAAAAAUGACUGACUUUGCAAGAUUAAUUUGUGCUGUACCUCUAAAAGAUAAUAAGAAAAUUGUUGUUUUAAAACUUCCAUUACCAACUCCAUCAUUAUCUACAUUCACUAAUCGAAGAGUUCGCGGUAAAUAAUUUCAUAUAAUUAUCAAGAAUUUUUGUUAUAAAUGUUGAUUAUUAAAUGUAAGCAUAUUAAUUGUUGUCAUAUAAACAAAAGAGUUUUUAAAUUAUUUAAAGACAAAAAAAACUUGAAAAUAACAGUGUAAUGUUUACAGAAUUUGUUUGACUGCUUACUACGAUUGUUUAAAUGUGUUCCUUUUCUUCUUUAUAUUAUACUCUAGUAAAAUACAAUUUAUUCAAGUU